This is a messenger RNA of Ceratosolen solmsi marchali, 1593 nucleotides long. RefSeq names its product rudimentary-like (gene r-l). Gene Ontology annotation, molecular function: orotate phosphoribosyltransferase activity; orotidine-5'-phosphate decarboxylase activity. Gene Ontology annotation, biological process: 'de novo' pyrimidine nucleobase biosynthetic process; 'de novo' UMP biosynthetic process. The coding region runs from base 56 to 1462 and encodes 468 amino acids. NCBI's taxonomy places the organism in Eukaryota, Metazoa, Arthropoda, Insecta, Hymenoptera, Agaonidae. The record is from RefSeq and is a predicted model, not a curated record. The transcript has 2 exons.
CCCUCGCACGCACACACACAUAUAUGUAUGACAAAUUUUGAUUAGUUUUUUAACAAUGAAAAUAGAUUUGAAAGAAUUAGCUGCAGAGCUUUACGAUGUCGGUGCUAUUAAAUAUGGCAAUUUUGUAACAAAAAUCGGACUCCCAACUCCAAUUUAUAUCGACUUGAGAGUCAUUAUUUCUUAUCCAGACUUAUUACUUCGAAUAUCAAAGUUUCUCUGGAAUCUUACAGAUGAGCAGAAUUUUACACACAUAUGUGGAGUGCCGUACACUGCUUUACCUAUAGCUACAGUGAUUUCUACAGAGUCAUCUAUACCAAUGCUAAUACGAAGAAAAGAAGCAAAAUCCUAUGGAAUGAAAAAAAUGGUAGAAGGUGUUUUUAAAUUAGGAGACAGGCCAGUUAUAGUAGAAGAUAUUAUAACAAGUGGUUCUAGCAUUAUAGAAACUGUUACAGAUUUAAGAAAGGAAGGUCUUAAUGUUAAUACAGCUCUUGUGAUCGUAGAUAGAGAACAGGGUGGUAAAAAGAAUUUGGAAAAUGCAGGUAUCGCUGUUAAAAAUCUGUUUACCAUAACGGAACUUAUAAAUUAUCUGCACGAAGCUGGAAAAUUAACGGAUGAAUCUGUAAACGUAAUAAAAGACUAUAUUAAAAUAGUUAAAGCACCAUUAACAAAAACAGAUAAUAACGAUCGCUUAAAGUUAGAUUUUAUCUCGCGUUCGAAACUGUCAAAAAAUCCAAUGGCUAUUAAAUUGUUUAAAUUAAUGUACGAGAAGCAGACAACGCUUUGCUUAGCAGCUGAUUAUAGAAAAAGUCAAGAAAUUCUUGAUCUCGCAGACAUUGCUGGAUCACAUAUAGCUGUUUUGAAAAUACAUGUAGACAUCAUAGAGGAUUUUGAAAAAAGUUUUGUGGAACAAAUAAAACAUAUCGCCACAAAACAUAAUUUUCUCAUAAUGGAAGAUAGAAAAUUUGCUGAUAUUGGUCAAAUUGUAUCAUACCAAUAUAAAAAUGAUGUUUAUGCUAUUUGUGAAUGGGCUGAUUUAAUAACAGUGCAUCCAAUUUCUGGAAACGGUAUAUUCCAAAGUAUUAAGAAUGAUUUUGAUGCUAUAUCACACGAUAGAGGAAUUUUCGUAGUAGCAGAAAUGUCCUCGGAAGGAGCAUUGAGUAUGGGCAAUUAUGUCACAUCCGCUAUUACUAACUUCAAAGAUACAGAUUUAGUCACUGGCUUUGUUUGUCAAAAGAAUAACUUCACGGAACCAGGCCUCAUUCAACUUACACCAGGUGUUAAACUUACCGAGUCUAAUGAUAACUUUGGCCAGCAAUAUAAUUUGCCACAAUAUGUUGUUAAUUCAGGGGCAGAUUUAGUUGUUGUUGGUCGAGGAAUAACGCAAGCUAAGGAUAAAUUAGCAUCUGUUUUACAAUAUAAAAAAAUUCUUUGGGAAACUUAUGAAAAUAGAAUAAAAUGUUAAAGAUCUUUCAUAGAAAUAUCUUAAUUUAAUUUUGUUAAAUAUUGGAUAUUAAAGCAAAGUGACUAAACUAAUCUAGGAAGUUGAAAAUAUGUUUUUAAUAUUUGCGAUUUAUUAUUAGUUAAUAAAUUAAA